AUGGCGUUGUUUCUGUGGGAUGAAUUUGGCACAUACGUAACCGCCUCCAGCAUUAGGAGAGCGCUGAUCUCCAAGAAAUGGUCAAAGAAGACUGCGCGACAGAAGGCGAGGGAACGGAAUGCCGACCUACGAGAUUGUUAUCUACACAAUUUGUCCGAGUUCCGGUCGUACCAUCUAGUGUAUAUCGAUGAGUCCGGGUGUGAUAAACGGUUUGGCUUCCGGAGAACCGGUUGGUCGUCGCUCGGCAUAGCACCGGUUCAGCUCUCUAAAUUCCAUCGCGAUCAGCGGUACCAGAUACUGCCAGCCUACUCCCAGGAUGGUAUCGUCAUGUCACGAGUGUUUCAGGGUUCGACCGACGGGUCAAUUUUCGAGGAUUUCGUUGAGGAACUCCUGCAGCAUUGCGGAAAGUGGCCUGAACCUAAAUCAGUUCUCGUAUAG
Messenger RNA from Aspergillus affinis, 438 nucleotides. RefSeq lists its product as uncharacterized. The record is from RefSeq and is a predicted model, not a curated record. NCBI's taxonomy places the organism in Eukaryota, Fungi, Ascomycota, Eurotiomycetes, Eurotiales, Aspergillaceae. The coding region runs from base 1 to 438 and encodes 145 amino acids. The transcript has a single exon.